UCGUGACUCGUGACCAGCUGGCAAGCAAAAUCUUAUAAGACUUUGACUCAUGGCACGGUUCACGCACCAGUACUUGAUGCCUUUCAUAACACCCAGGCGAGCGCUUCUCUUAGGAAGGGACUCUAUAAGCAAUGUGUCAAAGUAAAUAUUGCCCUUUUAUGAGCGCCAGCUUUCAAAAGCAGCUCGGGACCAGCCUCGGGUCCCACAUCCAGCGCCUAGAAGUCCAUCAUCCCUGCCAUGAUGUCCGAGUCUGAAAACUCUCAAGUCCCCGAGAGCUGUCGAGCUCCCAAUAAUCCUAUCCUGAAGUUGGCAUUCAAAAUCUUGUGCAUUAUUGCAGUCUCUCGGGAGUCUCUCGACCAUUGGAAAGAUACAAAGAAUAAAGACUGGAAGCAGCAUGUCUCGAUCAUGGUCAAUCGAUUUCAGAACACAAACGUCACUGCCGGGCUCGUACUCGCAACUACUGCUCUAUUCCUCUCGUCCGUACCUCCUAUCGAGCACUUGAUGGCUUAUAACUCUUCAAUCUCGUACAUUUUCGCCAUGAUUUCAUUUGGCGCUGCACUGCUCAGCGUAAUAUCCGGAUCUGCUGUGCUUGUUAUCUAUGAAACUAGCACCGCUCACAAAGACAUGGAAACCCUUAGAUACAUGCCACGACACCAGGUCAUUGCGCUGCUGCUAUGGUUGGCAUACCCCUCGAUCUGUCUGUCAAUCGCUACAUGCUUUUUGUUUGUGUCUAUCUUUAUCGCCUGCUUCUGGUCUGACAAUAGUGUUGUCAACAUCAUAACUAUCUUGAGUUGUGUGGCUUUCCUUGCACACGGAGUCCUUACGAUCUACGUUACCAGCGUCGUGGGCAGAAAGCCGGUCGAUAAUAAUAAACAGCUCGCCCGCACAAGUUGCUGAUAAGCAUCAUGCUGUAUGUCUGUCUUUGACAGUGCUACUUAUGACUGGACGUGAUAAUCGUUAUGGGCCAUUCGAGGUUUGGAUGCUUCGGGUUGUAUGGCAUAUCGGUCAAUAGAAUAGUAAACUUUAGUUAAGAACUUGUCGUGUCUCCUUAGCCUAGCAUCACAUCUAUUACAUGGAUAUAUCACUUCGUCUCUUGGUAGCUAAUGCGGACUCUCCACGCAGCAAAACGUUUUAGAGGAUGCAUGCCAAGCGUCCGCAUGUACAGUGU
Molecule: messenger RNA, 1168 nt
Organism: Suillus bovinus
Lineage: Eukaryota; Fungi; Basidiomycota; Agaricomycetes; Boletales; Suillaceae
Exons: 6
Coding region: 238-897 (219 amino acids)
Source: RefSeq, a predicted model, not a curated record